Molecule: messenger RNA, 2354 nt
Organism: Phanerochaete carnosa HHB-10118-sp
Lineage: Eukaryota; Fungi; Basidiomycota; Agaricomycetes; Polyporales; Phanerochaetaceae
Exons: 7
Coding region: 90-1964 (624 amino acids)
Biological process (GO): tetrahydrofolate interconversion
Cellular component (GO): cytosol
Molecular function (GO): FAD binding; methylenetetrahydrofolate reductase [NAD(P)H] activity
Source: RefSeq, a predicted model, not a curated record
CCCCAGCCUCUCCGUGUCUCGACUUUAAAAUUAGACGACUUUGUAAUUAAUACCCCGGCUGGAACAUCCUUUACGACUCUCUAAUCGUCAUGAAAAUCUCCAAAAAGAUUCAGCAAGCUGAGAAGGAGGGGCGUGUGUGGUGGUCCUUUGAGUACUUCCCACCACGUACUGCUCAGGGUCUGCAAAACCUCUUGGACCGUAUCGAGCGCAUGCGUGCGUUGGGUCCCGAAUUUGUAGACAUCACAUGGAAUGCCGGCGGUCGUACUUCAGACUUGACUUCCGAAUUGGUGAAGACAUGCCAGGGUUUGAUAGGCACGGAGACAUGCAUGCAUCUCACUUGCACCAACAUGCCGACGGAGAAGAUCGACGUUGCGCUUCGCGAAGCCAAGUCCCACGGCUGCAGGAACAUCUUGGCAUUGCGUGGGGACCCGCCAAUGGGCAAGGACGAGUGGGAAGCUGUAGAAGGUGGAUUCGUUCACGGCAUCGAUCUCGUCCAGCACAUUCGUAAAGAAUACGGCGAUUAUUUCGACAUUGCUGUUGCAGGCUUCCCCCAGCAUGUGACGUUGCCGCCCGAGGAACGCGACCAGGAGAUUCAGUGGCUAAAGGAGAAGGUUGACGCCGGUGCCGACUUCAUCUUCACGCAGAUGUUCUAUGACGUCGAGAUAUUCAUCGAGUGGGUGAAACAGGUGCGUGCGGCGGGUAUAACAAUUCCCAUCGUCCCCGGCAUCGCACCCAUACAAACAUGGAACGGCUUCAUUAAAUCGACUACCCUUUCCGGGACGACUAUCCCACAACUCGUAAGGGACCAGCUCGAGCCUUUCAAGAACAAUGACGAGAAGGUCCGUGAGAUCGGCAUCAAACUUGUUGCAGAUAUGUGCCGUCGCAUCCUCGCUGAGCCCCUCGGCGUUCGUGGUCUGCACUUCUACACGAUGAACCUCGAGAAGGGAACUCGCAUGCUGCUCGAAGAGCUCAAGCUCGUACCCCGCGUCGAAGUCGUUAAGCCUCUGCCCUGGCGACAGUCGCUCACCCCCAACCGCCGCACUGAGACAAUCCGCCCCAUCUUUUGGGCGAACCGUACCAAGUCGUACCUUUCCCGCACCGAGAACUGGGACGAAUACCCCAACGGCCGGUUUGGAGACUCGCGUUCUCCCGCGUACGGCGAGCUCGACGGCUACGGCAUCUGGAUCAAGCAGUCGAGGGAAGAGGCGCUCAAACUCUGGGACCAUCCCGCCACCAUCGAGGACAUUUCGAAUCUGUUUGCGAAAUUUUGUUUGGGAAAGCUCCCUGCGCUCCCGUGGUCGGAUUCGUCGCCGUCUCCUGAAACGUCGGUCAUCUCCGGACAGCUCGCUAAACUGAACGAGCUGGGUUUCAUGACGAUCAACUCGCAGCCCGCCGUAGAUGGCGUGCGGAGCGAUGACAAGGUUCACGGUUGGGGCCCCUCUAACGGCUAUGUUUACCAGAAGGCGUACCUCGAAUUCUUCGUCUCGCCGGAGCUUCUAGAGUGUCUCAUCCCUCACAUUGAGCGCGAUCAUAUGAUCACGUACUAUGUCAUUAACAGGCGCGGCGACCUGCGGACGAACAGCCACUCCGACGGCCCCAACGCUGUUACCUGGGGUGUCUUCCCUGGUAAGGAGAUCAUCCAGCCGACCAUCGUGGAAGCUAUCAGCUUCAUGGCAUGGAAGGAUGAAGCUUAUGAGCUCGGCCGACAGUGGGCUAAGUACUAUGAGCCCGAUUCGCCCCCACGCCAGCUGAUCACGAAGAUCAUGGACACGUAUUUCCUCGUCAACGUCGUACACAACGACUUCAAGCAGCCGAGCGCCAUCUUCGAGCCUUUCAUCAAGGCCGGCGCCGACUUCAUUGCCAAGCACGGCAAAUCACCUGUCCUCAACGGACACACCAACGGAUACGCCACCGGGCACGUGAACGGGCAUGCAAAUGGUCAUGCCAAUGGAAACGCUCAUUGAUCCCCUCAUCUGGAUAUGUCUCUACUCUACUGACCAUUUUUUCUUGUCUCAACACACUCUCGGCUUUGCGGUCGGGUUGCUCUAUUUUUUUCCAAGCAUCACCCACCGGGUUCAACCCCCGAUACGUUUCUUCACUGGGUUUUGAACUUAGCAAUUGUUUCUGCUUCAUGUCGCGCAUAUUCAUCUCUACACUGUACUUAUCCAUACACACCAUAUUCUCGCUUCCCCUGCAUCAACUGCAUAGUAUCCCCACGGUGACUCCCACAUUGUUGCAUCCAACUGCAUGUAUCAGCUACUCCAGUCUUAUAGUCACCCGUACCAGUCAUCCUUUCCUCUUCCUCCCGGUGACUGCCACGUCUCGGUCCUGUGCUCAUCGACCGAAUGAUCCCC